AUGGCUACCACCAACGAGCUCCCCGCCGUCGAUGUCAACAGCUACGACUACAUUGUCGUGGGUGGUGGCACCGCCGGCUGCGUGAUUGCCUCGCGCCUCGCCCAGUAUCUCCCCAACAAGCGCACUCUGGUCAUUGAGGGUGGUCCCAGCGACUUCAUGGACGACCGCGUCCUCAACCUCAAGGAGUGGCUCAACCUCCUCGGCGGCGAGCUGGACUAUGACUAUCCCACCGUCGAACAGCCCAUGGGCAACAGUCACAUCCGCCACUCUCGCGCCAAGGUCCUCGGUGGUUGCUCUAGCCACAACACCCUGAUCUCCUUUCGUCCCUUCGAGUAUGAUUGCCGUAACUGGGUUGCCAAGGGCUGCAAGGGCUGGGACUUCGAGACCUUCACUCGUCUGAUCGAUGGCCUGCGCAACACCAUCCAGCCCGUUCACGCUCGCCACCAGAACCAGCUCUGCAAGGACUGGAUCCAGGCCUGCGCCGGUGCCAUGAACAUCCCCGUCAUUGAGAACUUCAACGACGACAUCCGUAACAAGGGUGAGCUGACCGAGGGUGUUGGCUUCUUCAACGUCUCCUACAACCCCGACGAUGGCCGCCGUAGCAGUGCCUCCGUCGCCUACAUCCACCCCAUCCUGCGCGGUGAGGAGAAGCGUCCCAACCUGACUAUUCUCACCAACGCCUGGGUGUCCAAGGUCAACGUUGAGGGUGACACCGUCACCGGUGUUAACGUCACUCUCAAGUCCGGCGAGAAGCACACCCUCCGCGCCAAGAAGGAGACCAUCCUGUGCGCUGGUGCCGUCGACACUCCUCGUCUGAUGUUGCUCUCCGGUCUGGGUCCCCGCGAGCAGCUGUCUUCACUGGGAAUUCCCGUCGUCAAGGACAUUCCCGGUGUCGGCGAGAACCUGCUCGACCACCCCGAGUCCAUCAUCAUGUGGGAGCUGAACCGCCCCGUUCCCCCCAACCAAACCACCAUGGAUUCGGAUGCCGGCAUCUUCCUCCGCCGCGAGGCCCCCAACGCCGCCGGCUUCGACGGCCGCGCCGCCGACGUGAUGAUGCACUGCUACCAGAUCCCCUUCACCCUCAACACCGCCCGUCUGGGCUACGACGAGCCCAUUAACGCCUUCUGCAUGACCCCUAACAUUCCCCGCCCCCGUUCUCGCGGUCGUCUCUACUUGACCUCCGCCGACCCCUCCGUCAAGCCCGCUCUGGACUUCCGCUACUUCACCGACCCAGAGGGCUACGAUGCUGCCACCAUUCUCGAGGGUCUCAAGGUUGCCCGUAAGGUCGCCCAGCAGGCUCCCUUCAAGGACUGGAUCAAGCGUGAGGUCGCCCCGGGUCCCAACGUGACCUCCGACGAGGCUCUGUCCGAGUACGGCCGUCGCGUGGCUCACACCGUGUACCACCCUGCCGGUACCACCAAGAUGGGUGACGUCGCCCGCGACCCCAUGGCCGUCGUUGACCCCACCCUGAAGGUCCGCGGCCUGAAGGGCGUCCGUAUCGCCGAUGCCGGUGUCUUCCCUGACAUGCCCUCCAUCAACCCCAUGGUGACCGUCCUGACCAUUGGCGAGCGCGCCGCCGAGCUCAUCGCCGAGGAGGCCGGCUGGACCCGCUCCCAGCCCCGUCUGUAA
This is a messenger RNA of Penicillium argentinense, 1629 nucleotides long. RefSeq names its product GMC family oxidoreductase. The record is from RefSeq and is a predicted model, not a curated record. Gene Ontology annotation, molecular function: flavin adenine dinucleotide binding; oxidoreductase activity, acting on CH-OH group of donors. Bases 1 to 1629 code for a protein of 542 amino acids. NCBI's taxonomy places the organism in Eukaryota, Fungi, Ascomycota, Eurotiomycetes, Eurotiales, Aspergillaceae. The transcript is spliced from 2 exons.